Phalaenopsis equestris is the source of this 425-nucleotide messenger RNA. Its product is annotated as protein LITTLE ZIPPER 3-like. Lineage: Eukaryota; Viridiplantae; Streptophyta; Magnoliopsida; Asparagales; Orchidaceae. The coding region runs from base 145 to 360 and encodes 71 amino acids. The transcript has 2 exons. The record is from RefSeq and is a predicted model, not a curated record.
CUUCGAUGGAUCAACUUAGUUAAUUUCUUUGUUGCUUCCUUCGCAGAAGCCUGAAGCAAACCCUAAGCCAAAGAAGAAGCAGGUUUAUUAGUUGCAAGAAGGAAAUAUAUAGAGGGAAGGAAGAUUAAUAAAAGAGCAGCAUUCAUGGAGAGGCUUAACUCGAAGCUGUACCUGCAGAACUACUGUAUAAUUAAGGAAAACGAGAGGUUGAGGAAGAAAGCCCAGCUGCUAAACCAGGAGAAUCAGGCUCUCCUCUUCCAGCUUAUGAAGCAAAGGUUGGCCAAACCUAACUCCCAUCCCCUUCCUGAGUUUAAUGCUAAACCAUUCAUGCCUAAUAAAGCAGAAGACACCAAACCAUAGUUAGUCUUCCUGGGUCGAAGAAGAAAAUACUACUCUUCACCGCAAUAAACCCUGUACGUACUGGU